Microtus ochrogaster (prairie vole) is the source of this 1691-nucleotide messenger RNA. It is a transcript of the gene Plet1, whose product is annotated as placenta-expressed transcript 1 protein. Gene Ontology annotation, cellular component: external side of plasma membrane; apical plasma membrane. NCBI's taxonomy places the organism in Eukaryota, Metazoa, Chordata, Mammalia, Rodentia, Cricetidae. The transcript is spliced from 5 exons. Gene Ontology annotation, biological process: positive regulation of cell migration; negative regulation of cell-matrix adhesion; wound healing, spreading of epidermal cells. The coding region runs from base 94 to 957 and encodes 287 amino acids. The record is from RefSeq and is a predicted model, not a curated record.
AGGAGCUUGGGCCCCACCGCAUAUAAAGUGGAGAGCCCGGCAGUGGAACUCAUUCUCACUACUGCCAGACCCAGCAACCAACCAGACAGAACCAUGGCUGUGUUCCGUUCCUUGCUGCCACAGCUGGGGCUGCUCCUGUGCCUGGUUCUGGGCUUUUCUCCUGCCUUCUCUGCAAGUUAUAAUGACCCCUGCAUGGUCUUUAAUACAAUCUCUAACUCCACCUCGGACAACUUGGGAAUCAGCACUCACAUGGAAGUCUCUGGCAGGAACAUAAGCUGGACAGUGCGGGUUCCUGUGAACAGUUCCAUCAGCGCGGUGAUUCUGAAAGUAACGAACCAGAGCAGCCCCUUAGUGGGUGCCUGGGUUGGAGCAGAUCAGGAGUGCAAUGACACCAGUGUCCUGUAUCGAGUGACACCUCCCAACAGUUCCGUCGUCGUGGCAACGUGGAUAGUUCCCAAUUCUGAGAAUGUGACUGAAGUCAGCCUGCAGGUCUUCCUUGCUUCUGACAAUCACACAGCUAUGACAUCACCUGUGAGACUGGACUGGCAAGCAACACCUGCACCCUUGACCCCCACCCCUAAGAUUCCUGGGACCAGCCAGACCACAACUGUGACUACAGCCGAGACACCAGUCCAGACCCCAGCCAUGACCACAGAGAAGACUAUGAGUACAGCCAAGACCACGACUAUGGCCAAGACCACGACUAUGGCCAAGACCACGACUAUGGCCAAGACCACGACUAUGGACAAGACCACGACUAUGGACAAGACCACGACUAUGGACAAGACCACGACUAUGGACAAGACCACGACUAUGGACAAGACCACAGCUAUGGCCAAGACCACAGCUAUGGCCAAGACCACAGCCAGAAGCCUGGCUGUCAACGCUCUGGGCAGUCCCCUUGCAGGUGCCCUCCACAUCCUGCUUGUUUUUCUCGUCAGCAAACUCCUCUUCUAGAGGAAACAGGGGAAGCAAAUCUCAGAUGACCUACAGAGAGCAUCCUCCCAAAGCUAGCUCCAGGCCAGUGUUUAAACAUGAGUGAAUGAAGGUUCUACGUCCACAGCGCACAACUCUGCCACCUCCGACCACAGAACUGUGACACUCUGAGGAACACAGACGUUUGCCUGGGUCUUUCAGGGCACAAUUCAGCUUUUUUGUAAAUACUUAGAUCAGCCUAGCUGUAGAUCAGCCUAGCUGUAACCUGGAGUUCUGACUCUCCAUUUUACAUGCUGAUAGCCAAUCUGAACUUCUGUUCAUUGCCAAAGGAUUCCCAUGAGCCUCCUGGGUUUGUUGUAGGGAGGGAGAUCCUUCUUUACUUUCACAAUGAUUUCAGGUUUCUAGCCAAAUCUACUCAGGUUACAAAGAACUUCUGUGACUUACAUGACUGAAGGGAAAAAAGAGACAAGAGUGGUAGUCCCGUGGCUACUAGCAGAUCCCCAUUGUGCCCAGACCAGCAGGUUUUGAAGAGCAGAAGUAUAUGAAAACUUUGUCUGAGAAGCCAAUGACAGGACCCGUGAUUUUUUUCCUCUAAGUCAAAUAAACAAUACAUUGAACAAGAAUAAUGAAUGUUAAAUUGAAAAAUAAGCUUUAAAUGAGUGAUAAAAUACAAAGUGUUACCCAAAUUUGUUUAUGUUUUUAAAAAUAUGAGUGGAAUAUUGUGUGUGUGUGUUCUCAAAAACAGAUGCAAGGUG